AUGUCAUCGUUGCUGCUCCGGUCGUGGAGCUCGUCGCGUGCAGGCGUCAGCUGCCGCUCUUUGAGCGUGUUGGGCGGCAUCUCCGAAGACCUCCUAGUGUCCACCAGCAUCGGCCACCAAAUCGGAGGCAACUCGCACUCGGAGCUGGUCGACAGCUUGGUGCGCACGAAUGUGGUGGCUGCUGGCUCGCGGCUGGAGGCGGCGCUGAGGCGCGUGGACCGUGGGGACUUCGUGGCGCCGGCUUUCCGGGACACCACCGAGCGCUACGCCAAUCGCCCGCUCAAGAUCGGCACGGUGGCUACGAUCUCCACUCCUCAGCAGCACGCGCAGGUGUUGGGGCUCCUGGAGCCGCACCUGCAGCUGGGGAUGACGGCGGUGGACGUGGGCUGCGGAUCCGGGAUCCUUGUGGCUGCCAUGGCUCACUUGGUGGGACCCACGGGCUUCGUGAUGGGCGUGGACAUUGUCCCCGAACUCGUGGAGUUCUCGAAGGAGAAUUUGCAGCGCAGCUUGGGUAACGAGGCAGCCGACAAGCAGACGAAGGUCAUCGUUAGUGCCGGGAAAAAGGACCUAGGCCUGCCGGAGGAUGGACGAUACGACUGCAUUCACGUGGGUGUUGCAGUGGAGACUAAGGCUGAAGCAGAAAGCUUCUUGGAGUACCUGAAGCCUGGAGGUGGGCUCUUGAUCCCGCUUGGCGGUGCGGGAGCAGAGCAGAAGCUUGUCAAGAUGACUAAGCUUGCCGAUGGAACGGUGGACAAGCGAGACGUCAUGAGCGUUUUGUGCCAGCCAAUGCUGGACAGUAUCCCUGUAGAAGUUGUGCGUGACACUCGCGCUGAGAAGCUGGCGCGGGUGGAAAAGGCUCUGACGCAGUGGCGUGAAGAGUUUGAGUACAAGAACGGACGGAAGCCUACGCGAGAUGAUCUCAUGGGCAAUUCUGAGUCGAAGAAGCUCUUCCAAGAGUUCGCGGCGUUGAGGAAGUAA
Molecule: messenger RNA, 978 nt
Organism: Phytophthora sojae
Lineage: Eukaryota; Oomycota; Peronosporomycetes; Peronosporales; Peronosporaceae
Exons: 2
Coding region: 1-978 (325 amino acids)
Biological process (GO): protein modification process
Cellular component (GO): cytoplasm
Molecular function (GO): protein-L-isoaspartate (D-aspartate) O-methyltransferase activity
Source: RefSeq, a predicted model, not a curated record